CGCAGGCUCACGCCAUGCUGCGGGCGCUUCGCCGUCCCUGAGGAGAGGCGAAGGGGCGGCAGGGGACGGCGGCGGCGCGGUUGCUAAGUCUGAGUGACGAGACGCGAACAUGGCCCAGGCAGCCACUGAUCCGAGUAGUGCGGAAACUGCUGACCCAGAGGAGAGCUCUCCAAAUAUGAUCGUCUACAGAAAGAUUGAAGACAUCGUUACGAGAAUGCAGGAUGACAAAACAGGUGGAGUUCCCAUCCGCACUGUCAAGAGCUUUCUGUCCAAAAUCCCCAGCGUCGUCACAGGUUCUGAUAUUGUGCAGUGGCUCAUGAAGAACCUCAGCAUUGAGGAUGCAGGGGAAGCAAUACACUUGGGAAGUCUUAUUGCUGCACAGGGUUAUGUCUUUCCAAUCUCAGACCAUGUCCUUACCCUGAAAGAUGAUGGGACAUUCUAUCGUUUUCAGGCACCAUACUUUUGGCCUUCAAACUGCUGGGAGCCAGAAAACACAGAUUAUGCCAUCUAUCUUUGCAAACGGACCAUGCAGAACAAAGCUAGGCUGGAGCUGGCGGAUUAUGAAGCCGAAAACUUAGCAAGACUUCAGAGAGCAUUUGCAAGAAAGUGGGAAUUCAUCUUCAUGCAAGCAGAGGCCCAAGUGAAAAUCGACAGGAAAAAAGAUAAAACAGAAAGAAAGAUUUUGGACAGCCAGGAAAGAGCAUUCUGGGAUGUGCACAGGCCUGUGCCAGGCUGUGUGAACACCACAGAAAUGGACAUUAGAAAGUGUCGCCGUAUGAAAAACCCACAGAAAGUGAAAAAGUCAGUCUAUGGGGUUACAGAGGAGUCUCAGCCCCAAAGCCCUGUACACAUGCCCUCCCAACCAGUGCGCAAAACUACAAAAGAGGAUUUCCGGAAGCAAAUAACUUUCCUGAAUAUGCAGAUAGAGAGACAUUGUUUAAAGAUGUCCAAAGUAGCAGAAAGUUUAAUAGCCUACACAGAACAGUAUGUGGAAUAUGACCCCUUUAUAACUCCUGCUGAGCCUUCCAAUCCCUGGAUAAGUGAUGAUACAGCACUGUGGGACAUUGAAAUGAGCAAAGAACCUAGUCAGCAGCGUGUGAAAAGAUGGGGUUUCUCCAUGGAUGAGGUGCUGAAGGACCCAGUAGGGCGAGACCAGUUCCUUCGUUUCCUGGAGUCAGAAUUCAGCUCAGAAAACCUCAGGUUUUGGUUGGCUGUSCAAGAUCUCAAGAAACAACCUUUACAGGAUGUGACCACCAGAGUGGAAGAAAUCUGGCAAGAGUUCCUAGCUCCUGGGGCCCAAAGUGCUAUCAACCUGGAUUCCCACAGCUAUGAGAAAACMAGCCAAAAUGUCAAAGACCCAGGGAGAUAUACAUAUGAAGAUGCACAGGAGCACAUUUACAAGCUGAUGAAGAGUGACAGCUAUGCGCGCUUUCUGCGUUCRAAUGCUUACCAAGACUUACUGCUGGCCAAGAAGAAGGGAAAGUCUCUGGCGAGCAAGCGCCUCACGGGCCUGAUGCAGUCCUCCUGACAGCUCCAGCCAUCCGCCCCGCGGGAGAGACAGCUGGGACCGCUGCCGGGAACGGGGCAUUGCAGGGAGAGCAGGUCCCUGCAGGGGAGACAGCCUGAGCAAGKGGAGGCAGAGAGCCACACCAGGGGAGCACCUCUCUUCACAGUUUACACCAACAGCUCCCUGUCUGCACGGCUCCCUGAGGACACUGAGCUCUGUGCAGGUACUUUGUUUUCAGCUGAGAUGUGGAGGAGCACACUUCACCGUACACAGGAGGCUGGACGUUGACAAGGCGAGGGCUUGGCUGUCUCAUUAUUUAAGGAAACAGACCCAACCACAGCUUGGAGAAAGAAGAGCUGAGAGACAUCAGUGCUUUUCCACAUCUCGUCUCUCCCUGGCACAAACAUGACUGUAAUAGAUGGCACCGCAGUCUCACUUGCUCCCUUUCAUGUGGCCGUCUGGAUCCAAUAAAAUAUCUGCUGGAAGCUGCUUCUCCUUCUCACAAAAUCCCAAAUGCAUUUCUCCUGCAGAUUCACUGACUUUAACUGUGUUUUUAUUUCCUGUUUCUGCUCCUUUAAAGCAGUGAGAAAAAAAAAAAGGCACCAUUUAAGUUCAUCACUCAUUGUCCUUCCAAUAGCAUGUAUCGUGUCCAGAGAUGAUGGCCAGAUCCUCAGCUGAAGUCGUGAGAACAGGAGUGGUUUUCAUCACCUGAGGAUCUGCCCCAUGGAGUCAGAUGCUGAUCCUGGUGCAAAUCCUCUGCCAUCGGCGGAAUCCUAGUGCGUGUGCGCAUUGUGCAAACGUGAUCAGACUCUGCCUGAUGCUCAAAAAGUCACAUUUGAGAUGUGCAGUGCACACAGACACACACACAUAUAUAGUAUUUUAAAGUGAGUUGAUUUGUAUUGUAUUUAAUUUUCUAUUUAUUUAAGGUUUUGCAUACCUAAUCAAUGAUGGAUGUUCAAGCUUUCCUCCAAGCAAAUCAAACUGGACUCCAGCUCCAGCUCAAUCAGAGAGAGCGAAAAUCCACUCACACAUAUCCAGGGAACUCUGAUGCGGGCAGGUGUCAAAAUUCAGCCUACAGUGAGGAGGGAAUUGAUGGAGAUGGGACCAGCAGAAGCAAGGUGUGAAUAGGCAGGGCACUGGGUGCCAGGUGACCCUUCCUAAACAGCAGCACAUGCAGCUGUGAUACCAUGCUCAGAUAACUAACCYUGCUGAAAGCAGCAUUCUGAGAGUGAAAUUGUACCUUUGGACAAAAUGAGCUUCCACUAAAACUCAUCUGACCUACAGCCCAUAAAUGUAACAGAAGAGAUGACCCAGUAGCUUGUUUCAAAUUGUUGAGGGAAUGGAGGACAGGAUGAGGACAGGACUGAAGUGAUUUUAAUAAACCCACUUAUACUAGCUGCAGAUAGGAAAAUGGCCUGCAUUCACAUACAGUAUAUUAUCUCUAUAUGAAAAUUUCAAGACAGCUGACUUAGUACCACAAAACCUAUAUUUUGUAAGCAGAUGUGAAGUAUACAUGAAACUAGACAUUUCUUGGUCUUCAUCACUCAUGCCAAGGCAAAUUGGCUUUUUGUACAGGUGGUAGAAACUGCUAUAUGGCUGCAAGUCUGCAUUCUUUUCUAGGCAAAACCAUCUAGUUAAGAAGACAGCUGGCUAUUGACAACAUUCACUUCUGAGGCAAGUAUUAAGUAUUAUUCUAAUAUCUAAGGCCUAUGUCUACACAAAAACAUGCCAGCAUAGUUUCUGUCAGAAAAAAAGACCUUCCUCUUUGUUCAUGAAUGUUCUCAUUCUGGUAAGUCUUUUCUUUCCCCCAGAAAACACCUGCAUGAAUGUACAGUAGAAUACUGAGUAUGAUGCUUGUUCUUUACACAUGCCUAUAGCCUAAAUAACCUGCUGUCUGAGGCUAUCAGACCAAAUUCAUCCUACAUACAUGACACACAAGCAAUUCCAGGACUGCAGAACUACCAUGAAUGUGCCCAGACAUUCUUGUGGACCUCUGCCUCUGAAGAGGACAUUUGGUCCCCUCCAAACUGUCACUUAGCUGUCCUUGCAGGACCCAAUUAGUCCUCUUGUUACGCACCCAGCCAAAGGAUCCCCUUGGGAAGUAGCAGGUCUUUGUGUAAUAGGGUCACUUGUCCAUUCAUGCACAUUCAUGUGUCCCCUUAGUCGCCCCUAGGAAAAUGCAGAGGCCAUCUCUUCUCAGAGCCUUGUGGAGGGCGUUUUUAUCUCUCAGACCUGCCASUGCGUCCCUGGAGCUCUGUAAGCCAACAGCUGCUCGCGCUCCAAGCUGCUCUGCUGCCGCUGCUGCCCAGCCACGAGGCAUUUCCCAGGGGAGGUCUGUCUUGUGAGCCCUCAGACUGGUCUGUAGAGCAUUCCUGAGCACGAUGUACAUACAAAACAUGAAACUCCGSUGUGUAGGAAGGAGCAGGGAUGGUAAAGUGUUACAUGUGGGUCUCUGCUUUGCAGUGAGUUCCUGGCACUGGAGAGGUCGUCACCUUGGAGGAAGGAUGGGGCAGCUCCCUGGAGGUGUUCCUCAGUGYCCUGCAGCAUGGGGGCACAUGUGGGCAGGACUGGAGGAUGCUGGUGGGUGAUGGGACAGGUGGAAUUUGGGUUAUGGUCUGUGCAGGGAGCAGAGAUGCCAGACUUGCAUUUGGGGGUGUGCCCCUGCCCUGUGAGCAAUGCACUCUGCUGUAUUUCAGCUUUAUCCCUGCAGGAUGGUCAUGCUGGCUGCCGCAGUGUUUUGCCUGUGGGGAAUAUUCCAUGUUUGAACAGUUGAGCACAUGGAGGGAAUUCUUACAGACAUGGAGAGCAUGCAUAUGGGCAUGCAUCAGGGGGCCUGGAUGCUGAACAGCUUGCCAUUUAAAUGCACACUCGUGCAAACUAAUCUGCUCAGCAGUGGCUAGCUGAGCGGACAGAGCUGCGUAUCCUCUGGAGGGAAGAAAGCUCUGCUUCUCAUUUCCUGACUAAAUUUCUYGAAAACAAACACGCGAAUAGACAAGGCCUCCUCCUGGGAAUACAUAUGAACUGUUCUUCAUGUGUCUUUUACUUCACAUAUGGUGAUACUAACAUGUAACUAUUUCCACGUGAACCACAUCCUUGAAUUAUUGCUUUUUAAUGAUGUUGCUUAUUCCAAGUGAUGCUACUCUUGUACAAACAACAGUAUCCCAGUGACCACUGCAAGCAGUAAUCUGCUUCUUUGUAAGUGUCCAGUGUCUUCCAACUACCUCAUCGUGCUGAAGAUGAGUUAGGAAAUCAGCUUUCCACCUCUCUUUAUGUUCUAAAUGGCAUAAAUUCAAGGAAAGAUGGUCUGGAAAGCUUUUAUAAUGUCCAUACUGUGCAAGUAAGCUACAAAACUUCCCAUACUUACAGGGCUAUGGCUGUGAAAUAUGGCUGUGCACUGUUAUUUGGAUAAUUGAGUAUCCAGAGCAUUUGUGGCUAUUGUGGCAAAACAGCACCAGGACAAGCCCUAGGAAAGGUUCAACAAGCCAGUGCAGACAGUGUUAGGCUAAAGCAAAUGGAUUAAUGUACUCUCAGUAUAACUCAGCACUAAGAUCCCAUAGAGUACUGUAAUAAAAUGGUAGCAGGGCAGCCAUAAAAAGUGGCAGUAAGCUGACAUAAUAAUACCAGAAUAAAUGUAGCAAUAAGGUAACACAGGCCGCUGCAGUAAAGUAGCAUUUUGAUAAUGCAGCAAUAAGACACAACAGGAUGCUGCAGUAAAUUAGUUUGGGGAAUAAGGCAGUAAUAACAGUGCGUGUGGACAAACAGUGGUACAUUCGUAUCAGGUACUGCAGCAAUAAAGAUAACCAAGAUGUCCUAGUAAUAAGUUACUACAGUAACAACAACAUGAUGCACUGUAAAGUUAUAUCAGGGUGCUUCCAUGCUGCAGUCAAAUCUUACAAGAGGUGAUAGUGAGACAAUAAAGACAAAAUAUACCCCAUUUCAGACUGCAGAACUUGAAUCAGUUUUCUGCACUGUAGCCCAAAUUUUGGAAUCGUCUCAGCAAUACCAAUCCUCUCAUUCCACUUUAAAGGAAGCUGAGGCAAGAGUGUUUCCCCAUCCAGACUAUUAUUUUGGUCUGAAAAUACAAAAUUGACUCAUUGUCUUUUCAGCCGAAUUGUCACAGACUGGUGAAGUUCUUUGUUUCACCCUACUCAGGUGAAACUCUGGUGGUUUUGGUAAGUCCUUUGCCUUUGAAAGGAUUUGGCUGUCUCAUCUUCUGUCAUGGGUGAUGCUUUUAGCCUAAAAUUAUUUCUGUUUUGGGUGGGAGAAGGGGAACUCAGGUACAGAACAUCUKACUGUACCAGUCUGUUUCCUGAAAUGCACAAAUAAAUGGAGCAUCCUGGAAAAGUUAAAGCA
This is a messenger RNA of Malurus melanocephalus (red-backed fairy wren), 5860 nucleotides long. It is a transcript of the gene RGS6, whose product is annotated as regulator of G protein signaling 6. Gene Ontology annotation, biological process: intracellular signal transduction; regulation of G protein-coupled receptor signaling pathway; G protein-coupled receptor signaling pathway. Gene Ontology annotation, molecular function: GTPase activator activity. Bases 110 to 1528 code for a protein of 472 amino acids. Lineage: Eukaryota; Metazoa; Chordata; Aves; Passeriformes; Maluridae. The record is from RefSeq and is a predicted model, not a curated record. The transcript is spliced from 17 exons.